This is a messenger RNA of Magallana angulata, 1506 nucleotides long. RefSeq lists its product as uncharacterized. Gene Ontology annotation, molecular function: zinc ion binding; nucleic acid binding. Bases 46 to 1506 code for a protein of 486 amino acids. Lineage: Eukaryota; Metazoa; Mollusca; Bivalvia; Ostreida; Ostreidae. The record is from RefSeq and is a predicted model, not a curated record. The transcript has a single exon.
CAGGAUGACUUCGCAUAUAGAUAAGUGUAUAUAUGUUUCUCUUGGAUGUGUAAAAUAUUUCGCUUUUUCAUCGUAUUAUUCAUUUUCAUAUUUUGUGUAUAUAUUUUGAACUGGGUGAAUCGGUCACGCAUACUUGAACAUACGAUGGCCACAGGUACUACAGGUAAAACAGGUAGUGUGAGCGAAAACUCACAGCCAGUCGACCGUACAUUGAAACCGCUUUACCUGAAAAACUCAGAUAUUCAAACAUCUGAAGACAAGAGAUUAUCAGAUUAUGAUCUUAUAGAUCCAAUUAUGCGUGUUAUUGGUGAUGACCUACAUUGUCUACAGUUAGACCGCAAUCUGUGGCGCAUUUAUUUGAAAACAUUGGAAAGCCGAAACAAACUGUUAACACAGGGCAUAGAAAUCAACGACAUUUCUGCUUCUUUUUACGACACAAAUCCGUACUCUUCGGGAGCGACAUCAGUGUCUCAGCAAACACUUAAAAUACGCAUAUGUGGUUUACCAUUAUCAGUUGACGAAUCUGCCGUACAUGAAAUGUUAAAUAAACUGAAAGUCAAACUCACAAGCAAAAUACUGUACGAAAAGAUUCGUCACCCAGUUACAAAUAAAAUGACUAGUAUUCUCAAUGGUACACGUUUCAUGUAUAUUGAGCCUCUACCUGCUGGAGAAAGUCUUCCGAAAUUUAAUACAUGUGUAGGUCUUCGUUGUAAAAUAUUGCACUUUGGACAGCCAAAGAACAACCACAUACUUCAAUGCACAAACUGUUGGAAAACAGGUCAUACAAAAUCAAUAUGUAAGAACGAUUCUUGCUGCAAAGUAUGUCAAAAGCCUGGUCAUUUACCGGGACAGAAAGAAUGUCCACACUAUGAAGUCCAGAAGCAUAUCGCUCCAUUCAGCGGAUCACAAGACGUUCUGUCUAAUUUUUACCCGUGCGAAUUGGAUAUCUACGGCGUCAAACAUAAAUCCGCCGAACAUGCGUUUCAAUACACCAAAGCGAUUCGUUGUGGUGAUUUAGAUGCUGCGAGUAAAAUAACAGCUGCGGAAGACGCCCUCUCAGCUAUGCGACUCGGGAAAAAAAUUAAAACGAACGAACAAUGGAACGCCACUAAGGAGGCAGUGAUGCAAGAAAUUAUUGAAAAUAAAAGCGUGCAAGUAAAACUGUUUCAAGAAAAAAUACGAUCAGCUAAACAAUCUACCACGUUCGUGGAAACCACCUACAACGACGAAUGGGGCUCCGGUCUGGAUAGGACAGGGACCAUCAACACAAAACAAGAUAAAUGGCCUGGUAAGAACACCUUGGGAACGAUCAUUAAAAAAGUGGCGAAAAAAGUUCGCAAGAGAAAAUUAAGUGAUAACGCACCGAAAGCACAAAAACAAAACCGCGAACAAGCAAAGCAACGAAACAUCGUUGACAUGUUGAAAACAUUGCUUGCGGCAUCAGACAGUGAUGCAUCUGGCUGCAAUCCCAACUCCGAGAGUUCGGAAUCGGAGGGUGAGACCUAG